This is a messenger RNA of Lottia gigantea (owl limpet), 1788 nucleotides long. RefSeq lists its product as hypothetical. NCBI's taxonomy places the organism in Eukaryota, Metazoa, Mollusca, Gastropoda, Lottiidae. The transcript is spliced from 14 exons. Bases 1 to 1788 code for a protein of 595 amino acids. The record is from RefSeq and is a predicted model, not a curated record. Gene Ontology annotation, biological process: chromatin remodeling. Gene Ontology annotation, cellular component: RSC-type complex. Gene Ontology annotation, molecular function: protein binding.
AUGCCUGCUAAAAGGAAAAGAAGUUUGGCACCUGGUGCUGAUGGUAAAGUAGAUGAAAGAGAAGAAUCUCCUGCUCCUGUUGUUAAAAAAAGGAAGAAAAUACUCCAUUAUGAUCCAGUAGAGAUAUGUCAAGAGUUAUAUGAUAUAAUAAGAAAUCAUAAAACAGAAGACAGUAGAUUAUUGUGUGAAACAUUUAUUCGUGCACCAAAAAGAAGGACGGCUGCUGACUAUUAUGAAGUAGUUACUACUCCAAUAGACUUAUUAAAGAUACAACAGAAACUAAAAACAGAGGAAUAUGAUGAUAUAGAUCAGUUAACAAGUGAUGUAGAAUUAUUAGUUAAAAAUGCCAAGGCUUAUUAUAAGAAAGACAGUCAGGAAUAUAAUGAUGCAGAAGAAUUAUACAAUCUUUAUGAUACAUCAAGAAAUGAUCUUCUUGCUGAAGCUUUUGGUGUAGGGGAAGCUGAGGAUACCAAAAAUGAGGAGGCCAUGGAUGAAGAAGAUGAUAAACUUGAAGAUAAAGAAGAGGAGAAGGCGGAUGCUGAUGAUUUAGAGGCUUUAUUUGGUGUUGUUGUAACAGCUAGAGAAGAUGACCGAGACUUAUCAUUAAUCUUUCAACUAUUACCAGCUGCUUCUAGAUAUCCAGAUUAUUAUGAAGUGAUUAAAGAUCCAAUAGAUUUACGUAUGAUAGGACAGAAAAUACAGAAUAAUGAAUAUAAAACUUUAGCUGAUUUGGAGAAAGAUUUAUUAUUGAUGUUAAAGAAUGCUAAAACAUUUAAUACACCUAAAUCACAGAUAUACAAGGACUCAAUGACACUGAGAAAAUUAAUUAUUGCUAAACGCCAUGAACUGGAACAUAAACAGAAAGUAACAUCAAAAUCAGAACGGUUAAAUCUCAGAACGCGUGAGAAAUGUCCAAUACAAAAGAUGUCUGCUAUCUGUGCUCAGUUAACGUAUCCUAGUGAUGAUGAAAGUGAUAUUGGUACUGUUGAUAUGAAUACAUCUCAAAUAGAUUAUGAUUCGGAAGCAGAUACAACAGUUUCUGAUGAUGAGAAUCCACAAUGGGCAUUAUACAAUACAAUACGUAAUUAUCAAACAGUUGAUGGAGAUUUAUCACUUCCAUUUCUUAAAUUGCCUAAUAAGAGAAUAUAUAGAGAUUAUUAUGAAGAAAUUAAGAGACCCAUAUCAUUAUUUCAAAUUCGAAAGAAAUUGAAGCAAAGACAAUACAGUAGUUUGAGUGAAUUAGCAUCUGAUAUGAAUUUAAUGUUUGAAAAUGCUAAAAGAUAUAAUAUGGCUCAAUCAAGAUUAUAUAAAGAUGCUGUAAUUCUACAGAAAGCAAUGAUGGAAAGAAAGAGGGAAUUAGAUAAAUUUGAUGUUAAGGUUGGAUUUCAUUUUAUUAACUUGACUGAAGGGUGUUAUUGUGGCCAGCGUUCGAGGAGACCUUUGACAUUUCACCAAAUAAAAGGAAAUUUAACCAGGGGUAGAUAUAAAAGAUUAGAUAGAUUUCAAGAAGAUAUGUUUCAAGUAUUUGAUAGAGCUAGAAGAUUGAGUCGUACAGAUUCACAGCUUUAUGAAGAUGCUGUAGAAAUGCAGAUGUUAUUUAUGAAGACUCGAGAUGAACUAUGUAAAAAUGGUGAAAUGGUUUUAACACCUGCUCUCAGUUUUAUGGAACGCCAUCUACAGUUACAAGUAGAAGCUGAGAAAAAAGCUAAAAUUCCUCAUGAACAGAAAGAAGAUGAAGAAAAGAAAAAAACACAAGAAAUUGAAGACAAAGAUGAUGAUAAGGUAUAA